Symbiodinium pilosum is the source of this 258-nucleotide messenger RNA. The record is from the annotation of a GenBank genome assembly. NCBI's taxonomy places the organism in Eukaryota, Dinophyceae, Suessiales, Symbiodiniaceae.
GUGCGUGCUAUGGAGUACGAAGACGUGGCCGCAAAUACGGUUUGCCUCAAUGGUGCCCUAUACAUCUGCCAGAGGGCUAGUCGCUGGAAGAGCGUUUUCGAACUUUUGAGUCGCAUGCAAAGAGUCGAAGUUCUGCCCGAUGUCCUAAGCUUUGACAGCGCCCUGCGAGCAGCGGAGGUGGGCGAACACGGUAGCUGGCUGGCGGCCCACGCCCCCAACAUGGCUCGAGCGGCAGUGGCCAAGCUAUUGGCGAGCUGA